AUGAAGGCUGUUCUGCAACGCGUCGUAAACGCGUCCGUCGCCGGCAAGUGCUACAAUUCAUUCGAUGGCAAGACGAUAUCCUCUAUAGGAAAAGGACUCUUAGUACUGGUUGGCAUUGAUCGAUACGACGAACCUGCAGAUGCUACCCUCAUUAUCAAGAAAAUCCUCACCGCCAAGCUAUGGGAUGAUGACAAUGGCGGAGGCUGGAAGAAGAAUGUGAAGGAUAUCGAUGGAGAGGUACUUUGUGUCUCACAGUUUACGCUCCUUGCCAGUUUGAAGAAGGGUGCCAAACCUGAUUUCCAUGAUUCCAUGGCAAGUCUCCGGCGCGACAAUUCCACCAUUCCCAGCAAAGCCUACUACACUUCUUUCCUGGAAGAGAUCAAAGCGGCUUACGACCCCUCAAAGAUACAAGAUGGCGAAUUUGGUGCUAUGAUGCAGGUCUCGCUGUGCAACGACGGACCUGUCACCAUCUUGCUUUCUUCUCGAGACAAACCCGCCACCAAGAGCGGAACACCCACCCCGGCUACCUCUGGCAUCAAUACACCCCUGCCAGAAGCCGGCCAGAAGAAGGUAAAGAAGCCAAAAGACAAAGGGACUGGACAUCCUAAAUUCGCGGCGGGGGCAGACAGGGAGGCGGCGAACCCGCUAGGUACUGCGGUGGACGAGGUGAUAGAUGAAGGCAGAAGGGAGGCUGGAGCAACAAAUUCGGGUGUCAAUCAAGAAGAGGCCAACAGGGAAUGA
Molecule: messenger RNA, 741 nt
Organism: Cryptococcus wingfieldii CBS 7118
Lineage: Eukaryota; Fungi; Basidiomycota; Tremellomycetes; Tremellales; Cryptococcaceae
Product: D-tyrosyl-tRNA(Tyr) deacylase
Exons: 7
Coding region: 1-741 (246 amino acids)
Biological process (GO): tRNA metabolic process
Cellular component (GO): cytoplasm
Molecular function (GO): D-tyrosyl-tRNA(Tyr) deacylase activity
Source: RefSeq, a predicted model, not a curated record